AUGAUUAAAAUUACUAUUUUCGUUGCAUUCAUAUGUUUGGGAUUGGUCUCAGCUCGUAGUUUUGGCGGCCGUGGAGGAUCAGGUGGUGAUAAUCAUCAUGAAAGACCAGGUGGUGAUAAUCAUCAUGAAAGACCAGGUGGUGAUAAUCAUCAUGGUGGUUCAAAUGAAGGUAAUAACAAGACAAUAGCAUCAACGCUAUGUGCCAAUACUACUUUGGCUGAAUUAUACGUGACACAAAUUCAAGCAAUCAUUACUCAAUUGAUCAACAAUGGUUCUUUUACGGAUUGGUUACAACAACAUGCACAAGAAGUGGCAUAUUUUCAAAAUGCUGACAAUACCGCUCUUCUUUCAACGAAUUGCACAGGAUAUUUCAGUGGUUUGGAUGCAGCUCGUGCACUUGACAUGACGGCCCAAAAUCAACGAGAGCAAUACAUAAAGAUUGGCAAUAGUCUCUUUCAAGACAUCCUUCACAAUCUCGUAGGAAAUGUUAAAGAUGAUAGUCAUGAAAAAUGA
This is a messenger RNA of Rotaria sp. Silwood2, 513 nucleotides long. The record is from the annotation of a GenBank genome assembly. Lineage: Eukaryota; Metazoa; Rotifera; Eurotatoria; Philodinida; Philodinidae.